Messenger RNA from Limulus polyphemus (Atlantic horseshoe crab), 459 nucleotides. RefSeq names its product myosin heavy chain, muscle-like. The transcript is spliced from 4 exons. Gene Ontology annotation, molecular function: ATP binding; cytoskeletal motor activity; actin filament binding. The record is from RefSeq and is a predicted model, not a curated record. Gene Ontology annotation, cellular component: myosin complex. The coding region runs from base 109 to 459 and encodes 116 amino acids. NCBI's taxonomy places the organism in Eukaryota, Metazoa, Arthropoda, Merostomata, Xiphosura, Limulidae.
ACGGCUUUCGAACGCAAGCUCCAGGGCUGUUCCGCACUUGUAGGUCUUCUGAAGAUACUUUGAGUCAAUUAGGGUUACGUCUUUGCCUUUGGUUAAAAACAUUUAACAAUGGCUCAACCUCAGGAAGACCCUGAUCCAAGCGAGUACUUAUUCGUCUCUCUCGAACAAAAACGCAAGGAUCAGACUAAGCCUUACGAUGGCAAGAAGAUGGUAUGGGUUCCUGAUGAGAAGGAAGGCUUCAUUAUUGGUAACAUCGUAAGCACGAAAGGCGACCAGGUUACAGUUGACUGCCCAGGUGGUGAGCGCGUAAUAAAGAAGGAUCAACUUCAACAAGUUAACCCACCGAAGUUCGAGAAAACCGAAGACAUGUCCAACAUGACCUACCUGAACGACGCCAGUGUUUUGCAUAACCUGAAAGAGCGUUACUUUGCUAAACUUAUAUACCUGUUUGACACUUGA